This is a messenger RNA of Ictalurus furcatus (blue catfish), 11457 nucleotides long. It is a transcript of the gene mical2b, whose product is annotated as microtubule associated monooxygenase, calponin and LIM domain containing 2b. The coding region runs from base 7099 to 11433 and encodes 1444 amino acids. The transcript is spliced from 30 exons. Lineage: Eukaryota; Metazoa; Chordata; Actinopteri; Siluriformes; Ictaluridae. The record is from RefSeq and is a predicted model, not a curated record. Gene Ontology annotation, molecular function: FAD binding; protein binding.
UUGACAGGACUUUUGUCAAUUCAAACGUCCAAGCUCUAGACAUUUAUUUUCAAAGCUAGCCUGACUAGAGUGUGUAUAGAUGUAUAUACUUACUAUUUAUUCUCUAACGAGGCGGUUAUAUUUAUUAAAGAUGAGCAUAAAGUGAAGUUUUGGUCGGAUAUCAGAUGUCUGGUUGGGUUAGUGUUUAGUAUCAAGUGCACUGUUAACCUAAAUAUUUCAUCAGCACCUGUUCAAUAUGUGGCCAAUAAAUAACUCUUCAACUUCCUGUUAAAAUUGUUUAUUUUUUAAUGAGAUUUAUUAACAUGACUGUUGGUGAGGGGAGUAUAUGAGCAUAUUCAUUAUUAUUUCUGGGCUGAUUUGACUUUAAGGCAUUAUGGAGUUGAUUGUGUGUCAGAAAUAUGAAAAAUGACAAGCAAGUACAGUAUAUAGCAAAAUACAUUUUACAGAAUAGGCAUGGACAUGCAGAUGGUAUGAAUAAAUAAAUAAAUUGCACAUUUAAAAAAAAAUUCCUCAUGCUCUUUUUGUUUGAAAAAUUUGCAGAUUUUCUGGGGUUUUUUGUUCUGUUUGUAUUGUAGCCUGUAUACAGUAUAUUAUGUAAUGUAGCUUAAUUUUUGUUGUUUCUACCAUUUUAUUUAUAUUAUUUGACUUUAUAGACUUGGAGACUAAGAGUGGUGUUUUUUUUUUUUUUUUACAGACUCCAUUCUGGGCUCGUUUGUUGGUGAUCUAAUAAUCACAGGGGUGGUUUUUUUUCCAAACUUUGGCUCGAUUAAGCCGUUCCAUCCGUAAUUUUUGUGCGUUCAGGUUUGCAAAAUGGUCGUUUCAUCCGUUUUCUGUUUUUUAAUUCUUUUCCAACACUCAAUGGCACCUUUUGGAUGCGUGGGAUGUUGUUGUGCAGGAAUACCUGCUAACAUGGAGUCGGUCUGGUAUACAGUGGGGGAAAUGAGUAUUGAAGAAAAAAAAUCAGUAAAUAUAUUUCCAAUGAGGCUAUUCACAUGAAAUUUUCACUAGACUUUGGUAUUAACUCAAGAUAUCCAGACAUAUAAAGAAAUCCAAACAUUAAUGUCAGUAAAUGAAGUUAUGUGAAAUAAAGUGGAAUGACACAGGAAAAAAAGUGUUGAACACGCUGAGAAAAAGCAGUUCUCCAAGGCAAGGAACCAGCAGAAGUUAUUAUACCACCUAUCUGUGCAAUUGAAUAUCAGCUGGGUUAAUAAAUUAAGGGUCUAUAAAAAGGCUUUUUGUUACCAAGGUGUCACACAAGAAACAUCUCAUGAUCGGUAAAAGCAAAGAGUGUUUUUGGGAACGUUGUGGUCAAAAAUGCAUGAUUUUGCUGCGACUAUUUUCAAAAUUUUGUUCAAUUUGCUGUGCUUUUUGUAUUUUUUUUUUUUUUUUCCGUAAAACUACUUGACUUGGCGCAAUUGCACGAAAUUGCAGUGAUGUUUGUUGGUAAAUGAGACCUUUUAGCUGCACUCAUUUUUGAUGAACGUGAAUUGAAGAGGUUUUUGGCUGCAUGCAUGUUGUGAUUACGUCACAUGACUCGUCUCGGCCCAAAUCUGUGGAAAAUGUGCUGUAAUUUGGAAAAAUUGCAAGCUCUUCCAAAUAUAGGAGAGUUAACUUGAGUUUGCGUUGAUUUCUGCGAUCGCAAAAUCGUGACAUCCUGGAAGGACCGUUAAAGGAGGUUUUUUAGCCGUGAAGGCUGAUCUUGGGCAGCUCCGGUCCUGCGAAUGUCUUGUUUUAUGCAUCAAGAACAAUACCAAGUCUUCCCCCAGCAUCUCAAAAGCGUUAACAAUAAAUGACAUGACCAGCUGAGCCAAUCACGUUAGUUGAAAUGUGGCUGCAAGCGUGGAUACCCUUCCACACCUGAUGCAAUAUGGUUGAAGGGAACCCCAUAUUGAACCCCAGUCCCAGGCUUGAAAACAGCAUUCACGCUUCAAUAAUCGUACCAAACGCCGUGCUCCACAGGCCCAGAGCCCAGGAAAAAAAUGUAAGUGUUACAGCUACACAAGUUAUAGACUAUUCAUGAUUGAUUGACAAGUUUGUGGGAAAGUGACACAUUGCUUCCUAUCUUCUCGUUUAUAUGGAUAUGUUCUCGAGCCAUAGAUCAGUCCCUCUAGAAUUUUGCGACUUGCCGAUCGCAGAAUUAACGCAAAAUCAAGAAAACGCUACAAAAUUUAGAAGAGCUUGCAACCUUUCAAAAUGACCACAGAUUUUCGUCAGAUCUGGGCCAAGACGUGUCGUGACGUCAUCACGACACACGUUCAGCCAAAGCCCUCUUCGAUUCAUGCGCGUUGAACAUGAGUACAUCUAAAAGGUCUCGGUUACCAACAAACAUCACUGCGAAAGAUCAUGCAGAACAAUUUUGUGCACUUGCAACUUUCGCCAAUUCGUGUAGUUUUCUGCAAAAAAAAGCACAAAAAAACUCCUUGUGACACAAAUUUUUGGCCGCAACAAUCACAAAAAGAAAACUCCAUGAAAUCCUGUAUGGACUGAUGGAUAUGCAUCCAGUCCUUGUAUCAGUAUAUCAUUAGGUCCAGUUGAUCACCACAAGUGGACAAAUCAUAAAUUCAGGUAUCUUACCAAGCAAGUACAAGCUCAAGUCAGUGUGCCGCCCAGUCACAUGUUUGGGUUUUACUGCAACCUAACGAACGAGGCUAAAACAUGUGCACCUCUGUUUAGCCGUACCGAGGUGGCCACCUGAGUGUCGCUGAAACCUUGUUCCUUCUUCAAGACCUCAUCGUUCAGCUGUUUACAGAGGUGUUGGUGUAUUGCACCCAUUUCUGGUUUUCUGUACAUUUUCAUGGCAGUAAAAUGAGAUCGCAGCACUAGGUUGAAAGUAACCUGUGGGGAAGUCGUUUCUUUAUGGCCGUAAGACACACGAAGCGUAGAAGCACUAACCCAAUUAUGAUCGCUGAUUAUUUCCUGUUCCAAUCCUCUGAUGUACUAUACAUAUAGAACGUGCAUGUUGUUGACUGAUAGGACAACCAUUAAUGCAGUUGAGCAAAGGACCCGAACCGUCUCUCAUCCCAACCUGUGAGUUUUUGCAUAACUUGGCGACAGGAGCUUGCAGGGAGUCAGCUCGGUUACUUUCACAUACAGUGGAGGAAAUAAGUAUUGGACACGUCAAACAUUUAAUUUGAUUUUUUUUUUUCAGUAAAUAUAUUUCCAAUGAGGCUAUUCACAUGAGAUUUUCACCAGACAUCAGUAUUAACUCAAGAAAUCUGGGAAUAUAAAGAAUUCACAACGUUUAAAAGUCCAUAAAUAAAGUUAUGUGUAAUAAACAUAUGACGCAGGAAAAAAGUAUUGAACACGCUUUUCACGAUUUCAAAGGUGUUCAGUAGGGUUGAGGUCAGGGCUCUGUGUAGGACGACAGAGUUCUUCCGCUCCAACCUUGGUGAACCAUGUCUUCCUGGAGCUUGUUUUGUGCACUGGGGCAUUGUGAUGCUGGAACAGGUUUGAGUUCCAGUGAAGGGGAAAUUGUAAUGCCACAGCAUUCAAAGACGUUCUACACAGUUGUGCUUCCAACUUUGUAGCAACAGUUUGGGGAAGAACCACAAAUGGGUGUGAUGGUCAGGUGUGGCCAUAUAGUGUAGUCUGUAUGAAAGGUUUAUCCUAGUCAUUUAUUUUCUUUUAACAUAAGAGCCCAUGUUACAGCCCCAGCAGACACGCUUAUCCAGAGAGACGUACAUUUAUCUCAUUUAUACAUCUGAGCGAUUGAGAGUUAAGUGCCUUGCUCAAGGCCCCAACAGUUGCAGCUUGGCAGUGCUGGGGUUUGAACUCACGACCUUCUGAGCAGUAGACCAACGUCUUAACCACUUUUCUACCGCUGCCCCGAACAUGUCCCUUUAAAUCUGCACCCGUCUCGAGUCACAUCAGGCAAGUUUCAGUCUCCUACUUUCGUGUGAACUUUCCCACACACCCUCCUUCCUUCAUGUCCAAGCACCAGCAGUUUCCAGGAGCGUACUGCUGACUUAUAAGGGCCGUGCUGUAUAUCAGCAGAGAAGAUGACAAAAAUACUCCAGCGCAGUGGCGUCACGGUCAAGUGGUCCGGCGAAGUUCACCCAGUGCGACAGCAGAGUUUCACCACAGCCAUGAGGAGAGCUUUACAGCCCUGAGGGAUUUGGCUCUGUGUUGAAUGUCAUAAUUAGUGCUAGUCAUCUGCAGAAAGCAAUAAGCUCCUGUGGGAGGCUCAGAGCUUUAUGUCGGAACUGGGGGUCUUUCUGCUCUCGCUCAGUCAUUUGCCAGUCUCAGUAAUAACUUUACGCAGGAGAAGAUUAACGUGGCUCUUUAAUAGUCCAGUGCAAGUAACUUUUAUACCACAGCACGAUUCUGAUUCGUCGGGAGGUGUGGAUUGACUUACUAUAACUGCAGUCCUGAGAGUGGAUCCGUGUGUAAUUCAAAUCACAGGUUUAUAUUAAAGUUUGCUUUAAUGCAUUAUUGUUUCUAUACUAACGAUUCAUGAAGGCACUUGUAUGGCAGGCAUUAUUUUAGAAUUCAAAAUCUAUAUAAAGGUGGAGGUUGGUCUGGUGAAAAUGUUUUAUUUAACGUUGAUGAUGAAAGAAGACUUUAGUGUAAGCACUUUGACAUAAAUCUGCUCCUUUGAUUUUUCCGUCACGGGAAAGUCUUCAGGACGGAGGAAUUUUAUGCUUUUUUGCGGUCAUGUAAAAGAAAAAAGUAGUACUCGUCACAAUACCGAUACUCACCUGCUAUUUAUUUAUUUUCAUUAAAGAGGACUAUGUUUUAAAAUUUUAGUUUGAAGAACUUGCAUACUAAUACAUACAUGGCUAAAAACAGGACUUGCGAUGAAUGAAAAAAACAUCGCUUUGUUUACUCUUUCAUCGGUCCGUACAGGAUUUCGUACAGGACGCGUCUUGGCCUAAAUUGGCGGAAAAUCUGCGGUAAAUUUGAACAUUUGCAAGCUCCUCCAAAUAUUGUGCUUGAUUUUGCGUUCAUUUCUGCGAUCGUAAAAAUGCAGGAAUCUGAUUGGUUCCAUCUCUAGUGUAGUGACCAGCUGCAUUUUAUCCCCUUCUUAUUAACACAGAGAGACAGACAGAGGCAGGUAGGUGAAGGAAUGAGUGUUUAUAGCUGCUAUAAUGUAAGUGAUAACAGGAGCUCAUUUGUUUUCCUGACGUUCCACAAUGUUGAAUGUAACUACAAAAACAUCGACCUUAAUAAAUACACAAUUGGCAUUGACAUUGGGACAAAUCUAACCUCUGCUAAUGUGGUGGGGGAGCUAUCAUAGCUAGCAACAGCGGCUAGUAUGCCAUGCUAAUGUGGUGGAACAGCUAGCGACAGCAGCUAGUAUGCCAUGCUAAUGUGGUUGGAGAGCUAUCAUAGCUAGCAACAGCGGCUAGCGUGCCAUUGUGACCAUUUAAAACGCACGUCUCAGCAUUUAGUACGUAUAUUCAGCACUUGUCUCUGGCUGCUGUCAUGUGUAACGUGAUCCUUUUGCACACGUGUGCACAUAUGCAUGUGUUUUAGCUUCUGUAAACAAAGAUAACAAAUCUUUCGAGAUUUAAUAAGGAACCUACACAGCCUUUUCAGACACAUUUCACUUUCUUUUGGAGGUAACAGAUUAGGAAAAGGGUUGCUCCUUUAUUUGUAACUUGCUCUGAAUGUGUCUGAGUUUAUGUACUAUAAAAUUUAUUUUAUUUAUUUAUUUUUUUGUUAAAUCUAAAUGACUCCGCAUUACCCCAGAGAGUACCACAGCUCUAAUCUACGUCUACCCCUGCGGGUGCAUAGUGCAGAUUAGCAGGAUCGCAUUCAAACAGUCUCGGCAUACCGGAAAAGCCUAAAUCCAAAGUAAAUACAAGUCGCCUUUUCCACCGUCGCCACCCUGCUAUUUGAAUAGUGCAGCUGGUGCACGUGAUUAACAUUCGAGCAGAAGCAUGUGCAUAAUUCUCUGCUUCCUGUUGGGUCUAAAAAUUGCAAAUAAUUAGCAGGAAGUUAACCAGGAUAUUGUUUUAUUGAUAAUUUGCAGAUGUUCAGUCCUGUGCAAAAGUUUUAGGCACUUUAUUUGUUUGUUUGUUUGUUUAUUUAUUUAUUUAUUUAUUUAUUUAUUUUUAAUAUAAUCUUUGUAUAGAUUUAUUUAUUUAUUUAUUUAUUUUAUGACCGCUACAUUAUCGAGUCAGUACAAAACCACUGUAGAAUCCCAAACAUUAGUUUUCCAGCACAAAAUGAAAUGUUUCAGAAAAAUGUUUGUAUGUCAGUAAAGAAAGCAGCAGAUUACGUAUGAGACAUUUUUCAGACAAAAAAACACAAUGAAGGCUGCUGAGUUUUGCUGCAAAAAUAAGAAGCGAGUGUGACAGUCAAAGUCUCCAGAAGAACUGUGUCUGUUUCUGCAAGAUGCUCAAUAAAACUUACAGCUCAUUUCCUUAUAAAACUGCACUAAUUAUACCGGAGACUACUGUUUUUAUUUGUAUUUUUUUGUCACACCAAAUAUUGACUUUGUUUCAUUUACUACUGUUUACUGAUCUUUACGGUAUUAUUUUUUUCAAAUGUAGAAACAUUACAUUUCAUUUCAUCAUUUUGAAGGAAUCUUUGCUCUACAGCAUUUCUACAGCUUAAACCUUUUUUGCACAGUACUGUAUCAGUAGGCGAAGUGUUACAAGCCAGAAGGAUUUUGUCUUGAGGGAAAUUUACUAUCAUGAAAAGGUCAAUUAAACAUCCACCGCUUCCCAGUGUUGAUCAUUCCUUUAUGGGGGAAGUUCUUCUUGCUUAAUUUAUUGACCUUAAUGACCUUAUAUAUAUUACAUUAUAUUUAUUUAUUUAAAAAAGCCCUUGAUGAGGUGUCCUAGCCUCCUGUAACCUGGCGGGUGGCUACGUGAUCAUACCCUCCUGGAAACUGAAAUAUGAAACUCUGCUAUUCUGAGCGGAGAGAACAUCUGAACGCUCCUGGAUAAGACACACUCGUAGGAAUCGAGGGCAGUGCUGUGACGUGACAAACGCUAGCUUUUACUUUACAGUCGCUAUCGGGAAUUACAGAAACCAUGGCAUGACUGCACUAGGAUACGCACUGCUCAGAGAUGAUGCCAGCAGCAGCCUCGACCUGAGCUAGCUCCCUUUCUGACUGAGGGAAAGGGGCAACGAAGGAGCAGGGAAGUGAUGGGGGAAACUGAUGAUGAGCGGAGUUCUCAGGCCAGCCAGCUGUUUGAGAACUUCGUUCAGGCCUCCACGUGUAAAGGCACCCUCCAGGCUUUCGGCUUGCUGUGCAGGCUGCUGGAGCUCGACCCGGCCGAUCAACGAGGCUUUUACAGCAACCUGAAAGCGGCCGUCACCUCUUGGAAGGCCAAAGCCCUGUGGACCAAGCUGGACAAACGAGCCAACCACAAGGAGUACAAGAAAGGCAGAGCAUGCGAAGAUGUCAGGUGUCUGAUCAUCGGCGGAGGCCCCUGUGGGUUGCGUACAGCCAUAGAGUUAGCUCUCCUCGGCGCCAAAGUGGUGGUGAUCGAGAAGAGGGACUCGUUCUCCAGGAACAACGUUCUCCAUCUUUGGCCUUACACCAUCCACGACCUCAGGAACCUCGGCGCUAAGAAGUUCUACGGCAAGUUCUGCGCCGGAGCCAUAGACCAUAUCAGUAUUCGUCAGCUGCAGCUGAUCCUGCUGAAGGUGAGUCUCAUCGUCGGGGUGGAGGUGCACCUCAACGUCGAGUUCCUCAAACUCCGGGAGCCGCCUGAAGAGCAGGGAAAUGACGGACCUGGAUGGAGAGCAGAAAUGCAUCCCGCUAGUCACCCCAUCUCCGACUACGAGUUCGAUGUGUUAAUAGGAGCAGACGGACGGAGAAGCACGCUAGACGGUUUCAGAAGGAAGGAGUUCCGAGGCAAGCUGGCCAUCGCCAUCACGGCCAACUUUGUGAACCGCAACACCACAGCGGAGGCGAAAGUGGAGGAGAUCAGCGGUGUGGCCUUCAUCUUCAACCAGAAGUUCUUCCUGGAGCUUAAGGACGAAACGGGGAUUGAUUUGGAGAAUAUUGUAUACUACAAGGACAACACUCACUACUUUGUCAUGACCGCGAAGAAGCAGAGUUUGCUGGAUAAAGGUGUUAUUAUUCACGAUUACAUUGAGACAGAACGACUCCUGCACAGUGACAACGUCAAUCAGGAGGCUCUGCUCUCCUAUGCCCGGGAGGCGGCUGACUUCGGCACCAACUACCAGCUGCCAUCUCUGGACUACGCCAUGAACCACUACGGACAGCCUGACGUAGCCAUGUUCGACUUCACCUGCAUGUAUGCGUCGGAAAACGCUGCACUCAUAAGGGAGAAGAACGGACACCAGCUGCUGGUAGCUCUGGUUGGAGAUAGCCUUCUGGAGCCCUUUUGGCCCAUGGGGACAGGAUGUGCUCGAGGUUUCCUAGCUGCUUUUGACACGGUGUGGAUGGUGCAGGGUUGGACUCAGGGCAAAGCUCCUCUGGAGCUGCUGUCCGAGAGGGAGAGCAUCUACAGGCUGCUGCCUCAAACCACAGCAGAAAACAUCAGUAAGAACUUUGAGCAGUACACCAUCGAUCCUGCAACUCGCUACCCCAACCUCAACUCCACUUGUGUCCGACCGCACCAGGUUCAGCAUCUGUACAUCAAUGGCGAGCAGAACUCGUGUUCACUGGAGCGAAGUGGACCUACACGCAGGUCUGUCAGUAUCUCCAGGAAAGAAUCGGAGGUGCGGCCCAGCCGCUUGUUGCUGUGGUGUCAGAAGCAGACGCAGGGCUACAGAGGAGUAAAUGUUACUGACCUCACGACAUCCUGGAGGAGCGGCCUCGCCCUGUGUGCUCUCAUCCACCACCAACGCCCAGAGCUCAUUGAUUUUGAUUCUCUGAAUGAGGUGGACAGCGCCAAGAACAACCAGCUCGCGUUUGAGGUGGCCGAGAGAGCGUUCGGCAUCCAGCCGCUCAUCACGGGGAAGGAAAUGGCGGCUGAGCAGGAGCCCGACAAACUCGUCAUGGUGCUCUACCUGUCCAAGUUCUACGAAAUGUUCCGCAACUCCUCCCUACCUGCUUCAGGGGCUCCGAGAGAGACCAACGAGAACAAUGAAGACAUUUCAUCCAAGCCCAAUAACUCUGUUUACAACUUAAUGAACCUUGCGCUGCCCAGGAAACGGAUUCCAAAGGAUGACAAAAGGGUCGAAGACAACGACUUGAACAAGAAGAGAAGAAAAGGCAUCAGCUACCUGGAAGAGCUGUCCAAACAGAGUACUUCGACUGCAGUGGAGGAGGGUGAGCAAAAGGAGAAUAAAGUGCGCUCCAUGGCAACUCAGCUUCAGGCAAAGUUUGAGGAGAACGCACCUAGCUGUGUCCUGCGUCGACAGGUUAACCUGCGGAAGGAGUUUGCUCCCGGGAUGGGCGGCAGUGACACCUGCCACUUCUGUAAGAAGCGUGUGUAUGUUAUGGAGCGACUAAGUGCAGAGGGCUACUUCUUCCACCGAGAGUGUUUCCGCUGUGAUGUCUGCAGCGCCACCCUGAGGCUGGGAGGACACGUGUUUGACCAAGGCACUUUUUACUGCAAGCUGCACUUUUCCCAGCGCAGAUCCAGCCACAGGCUUCGAAAGCCAGAGGUCCACAGAGGCGACGUGUCCGUGCCCGAUGAUGGCGAUGGGUACUCCGCCAGCGGGAGCCUCCACAGCCAGCCUUCAGACACACUAGGAAUAAGUUCAUUGCCCAAGGAAGACCGCAUCCAGAAAGUUCUGCAGGAUACUGAGAAUAUGCCGGAGAGUUCAUCCGAGCCCAUCACCAACAGCAGUUCUGGAGACCUUUCAGUUCAGGAUGUUGCCACAAAGUCUGAGCCGCUCGGUCCAAGCUCUCCUCAGGUCAACAUAGUGGAGCGCUCUUACACCAGAGGAGAAAUCACCUUCCGAAGCAAUCGCUGGAAAAGGAAGAUCAGAGCAACUUUGCCUCUGAUUUUUGUUAAGCCGUUUGAGCAAAAACAGGGAGGAGAUGAUGCACUCAUAGAAGAAGACGGAGAUUCGGAUUUUGAGGAGAUACAUGCACCGCAGGAACCUGAAAAUCAUGCUGCAGACCCUCACUGCCCUCUACAAGAGGAGCCAGAGCAAUCCGCUGUAGUUGAUAUUCCCCAUUAUCGCACUCAUGGAAUUUCAUCCAUUCCCAAAUCUAUCACAUGUUCUCCAGCGCAGCAACUCGACACUUCCACAUUUGCACCAGACCAGCAGAGCGCUUUCAACCUAAAGAAAAAGCUCACUCUGUCUUCGUUCGAGAAGGAGAGGCUGCUGAAUUGGGACCUGACUACUCCUGGAACAUUUUCAUCAAUGUCUAUGACCAGCGAUCAAGCAGAAAGGUAUGGCCGAAGACCCGAAAACUCGACGAAACCUCAGACCAGUCCAGAAUCUCAAUCAGUGCCGAGUCCAGCCCCUGCUGAACCUGAGCACAGCCCUCCUCUCUCAGGCUUCCAGCUGUGGGCCAGCACUCUGAGGAGAUCCUUCUCUGGAGCAGGAAACAACCCCAAAGUGAUCAGAAGAAACCGUCCUCCCAGAGCCAGGCCGCUGUCCGAGGGCUCCUUCAGCUUCAGCUUCCUGUUUGGUGUGUCUGCUCAGAACCAGGAAGAGGACGUGGUGCAGAGCAGAGCAGAUACAGAAGGAAGCCAAAUCAGAACAGCAGGCGUGAGCGAGAUCACAGCCAUGUUGGAGCAGGUGACACUCUGCAACAAGCCGUCGGGGACUACCAAAGACGACAUGGCCUCCCUGCCACCAAGGAAGCUCAACUUCUUCUCCUCAAUGCGGCUGAAGAGGAACGAGGGAGGAGACCGGAGUAAAAUGGACAACCAGACCAAGGACACCUGGAGCAUUCUGUCCAAAUUCAGAAACAAAGCAUCGUCACAACAGCAACAACAAGCGGAAGAUGACUAUUCAUCCAGUGAGGAAGACCAGAAAUCCAUCACACAAAGGUCUGACUCAGGCCAGUCGGAGAGACAGAGCAAGCAGCAGGAGAAAACACUCAUCAUGCAAACCAAGAGAGAGCAGCUGAAACGACUUCACAGGGCUCAGGUUAUCCAGAGGCAGCUGGAGGAGGUUGAGGAGAAGCAGAGAGCUCUUGAGGAGAAGGGAGUAGUUCUGGAGAAGGUCCUCAGAGGAGAGAGUGAGGACGCAUCAGCAGACGAGGCCGAGCUCCUGCACACGUGGUUUAGACUCGUCCUGGAGAAGAACAAGCUGGCCAGAUACGAAUCGGAGCUCAUGAUCUUUGCAAAGGAGCUGGAGCUGGAGGACAGACAGAGUCGGCUACAGCAGGAUCUCAGACGCAGGAUGGCCACCGAAGACUGUAAGAAGAGCGCUGCGGAGCUGGCGGAGGAACAGGCCCUGCUGGGCGAGGUGAUGAAGGUGGUGGAGGAAAGAGAUCGUCUGGUGAGCCUGCUCGAGGAACAACGGCUGCAGGAGAAAGCCGAGGACCACGACCUCGAGAGCCUCAUCCUCUCCAAGGGCUACCAGUUUCACUGGUCAUGACCCCCCCCCCCUCCCCCCCCCCCC